GUUGACGUUCAUAGUUCUUAUAAGAAUGUCGCGAUUUAAGCUGAUGGCUGAUAACCUGUUGCCCGCGCUGCUGCUGUUUGUUGCACUGUCUUCAGCUGUACAAGCGCAGAGAACACCCACAAUUACGUACAUCACACAGGAGCAGAUUAAGGACAUUGGCGACACCGUCGAGUUCGAGUGCUCUGUUAAAAAUGCCAAGGAGUAUAACGUGUUGUUCAUCAAGUCAGACUAUGAUCUCGACAGAGUCUUCUUAUCGACGGGUUCGACGCUUGUCAUCAAAGAUUCGCGUUUUUCACUGCGCUACGAUCCGAAUUCUUCCACAUACAAGCUGCAGAUUAAGGACAUUAAGGAGACAGACGCGGGCACCUACACCUGUCAGGUGUUGAUCUCCACGGUGCACAAGGUGAGCGCCAAUGUUAAUUUAUCGGUGCGUCGGCCGCCUGUUAUCUCCAAUAACUCCACGCGAUCGAUUGUUGUCAGCGAGGGGAGCGAGGUGCAAAUGGAGUGCUAUGCCAGUGGUUACCCAACACCGACCAUCACAUGGCGUCGCGAAAACAAUGCCAGUCUGCCAACGGAUGGCGUCGUUUAUGAGGGCAAUAUACUGCGCAUCAAAUCACUAAAGAAGGAGGAUCGGGGUGUAUACAUCUGUGUGGCAGAUAAUGGAGUAAGCGAGGGAGAUCGUCGUAAUAUCAAUGUGGAGGUGGAAAUGGCACCUGUUAUCACCGUGCCACGCCCACGUAUGGGACAGGCGUUGCAGUAUGACAUUUAUCUGAAGUGUCACAUUGAAGCUUAUCCACCGCCAGUGAUUGUCUGGAGCAAGGAUGAUAUACAAUUGGCCAAUAAUGAGCAUUAUAUUGUGUCGAAUUUCGCAACUGCCGAUGAAUAUACCGAUUCCACGUUGCGUGUAAUUACAAUUGAGAAGGGUCAAUAUGGAGAUUAUGUGUGUAAGGCCACCAAUCGAUUGGGCCAUGCCGAGGCGCGUGUCAACCUUUUUGAGGCAUUUGUGCCCGUCUGUCCACCAGUCUGUGAAAACUUGUAUUCUGACGAAGCUGUGAAAAUAGUCGUCUGAAUUCUAACCACUAAAUAAUGGAGAAUAUUACAAAAAGACUUAUGUAAAUAAAAACACACUUUUAACAACUCUAAA
This is a messenger RNA of Drosophila innubila, 1144 nucleotides long. RefSeq names its product lachesin-like. Bases 26 to 1069 code for a protein of 347 amino acids. Gene Ontology annotation, cellular component: neuron projection. NCBI's taxonomy places the organism in Eukaryota, Metazoa, Arthropoda, Insecta, Diptera, Drosophilidae. The transcript has 2 exons. The record is from RefSeq and is a predicted model, not a curated record.